This is a messenger RNA of Alternaria alternata, 390 nucleotides long. RefSeq lists its product as hypothetical. Bases 1 to 390 code for a protein of 129 amino acids. Lineage: Eukaryota; Fungi; Ascomycota; Dothideomycetes; Pleosporales; Pleosporaceae. The record is from RefSeq and is a predicted model, not a curated record. The transcript has a single exon.
AUGGAGCACCAACAACACUACUUUGCGGGCCAGGAAGCCUUCCCUCCUCCACUUCCCAACCACCUCUGCCCUAGUUACUCUCCCGCUCUCACCACGAUGGAGCAAUUCACUGCGGACCUUUUGCGCAUGGACGAAGAACAUCUCAAGCAUCGCAAGCCAUCUACACCUGGAAUCCCAUCUACACCUGAAACCCCAUCUACACCCGAAGUCCCAUCACCAUCAGAAAUCCCAUCUGUACCCGAAGUCCCAUCACCAUCGAGAAAACCAUCAGAAAUCACAUUUUUUCCCGACGAUGAAUUACCCAGCGACUACACCAUAUGGGGCACCAUGAGGACCUGGUAUCGACGACUCUCCCGACGAAGCAGCCGGGGUAGCGACGUCAGUCUUUGA